AAGGAAUAGCAAAUACAAGCAGAGCGAACAACACUCGGGUCGUUGAGAAUGAAGGAGAAUAAACUGAUAGCCCUAGGGUUCGAGGGUUCCGCCAACAAAAUAGGGGUAGGAGUAGUAGCAAUCGACGGAACAAUCCUUUCUAAUCCACGCCACACAUACAUUACCCCACCUGGCCAUGGUUUCCUCCCACGUGAAACUGCUCAGCACCACCACCAACACAUCUUACCCUUAAUUCAAUCCGCCCUACAAACCGCAGGAGUAACACCCCACCAAAUAGACUGUCUCUGCUACACUAAAGGCCCCGGUAUGGGGGCCCCACUCCAGGUAUCCGCUGUGGUUGUACGUGUUCUGUCUCAGCUGUGGAAGAAACCUAUUGUCGGGGUCAACCAUUGUGUUGCCCACAUUGAAAUGGGUCGGGUUGUGACCGGGGCGGUUGAUCCGGUUGUGUUGUAUGUGAGUGGUGGGAAUACUCAGGUGAUUGCGUAUAGUGAGGGACGGUAUAGGAUUUUUGGGGAGACGAUUGAUAUUGCUGUCGGGAAUUGCUUGGAUAGGUUUGCUAGGGUUCUUACUUUGUCCAAUGAUCCUAGCCCCGGGUACAACAUUGAACAGCUUGCAAAGAAAGGGGAAAAGUUCAUUGAACUUCCAUAUGUUGUAAAAGGAAUGGAUGUGUCGUUCAGUGGAAUACUGAGCUACAUUGAAGCCACAGCUGAGGAGAAGCUGAAAAAUAAUGAGUGCACACCAGCAGACCUUUGUUUCUCUUUGCAGGAAACUCUGUUUGCGAUGCUUGUAGAGAUUACAGAACGAGCUAUGGCGCAUUGUGAUAAGAAAGAUGUGUUAAUUGUUGGUGGUGUGGGAUGCAAUGAGCGCUUGCAACAGAUGAUGCAAAUUAUGUGCUCUGAGAGGGGCGGCAAGUUGUUUGCAACUGAUGACAGGUACUGCAUUGACAAUGGAGCAAUGAUUGCUUAUACUGGUCUCCUAGAGUAUGCGAAUGGUACAUCAACUCCAAUGGAGGAAUCAACAUUCACACAACGGUUUAGAACUGAUGAGGUCCUCGCAACUUGGAGAGAGAAGGAAUCAGCAAAAGCAUGAAUAACCACUAGGUGUAUUACAUUGAGGUGAAGAUGUAAAUCUUAUUGGCGCCUUCGUUUUGUUACUCUUUCAUGGACAACCCGUGUGACUGUAUUGUACUAUAUUUAUCUGCCCGCAGUGGCUUAUAAUGAGUCAACUGUAAGGCGUACAUGAACAGUUUUUGUAUUAGUUAUGUAUUUCGAGAAGAUUAUGGUAACAUGUUUGUUACAUACAUUCUUAAUACUGGAACUGCCACUACUUGAGCCC
Messenger RNA from Lycium ferocissimum, 1335 nucleotides. RefSeq lists its product as uncharacterized. Lineage: Eukaryota; Viridiplantae; Streptophyta; Magnoliopsida; Solanales; Solanaceae. The record is from RefSeq and is a predicted model, not a curated record. Gene Ontology annotation, biological process: tRNA threonylcarbamoyladenosine modification. Bases 49 to 1089 code for a protein of 346 amino acids. Gene Ontology annotation, cellular component: EKC/KEOPS complex; cytoplasm. The transcript has 5 exons.